This is a messenger RNA of Trichomonas vaginalis G3, 1302 nucleotides long. RefSeq names its product homeodomain-like family. NCBI's taxonomy places the organism in Eukaryota, Parabasalia, Trichomonadida, Trichomonadidae. The coding region runs from base 1 to 1302 and encodes 433 amino acids. The record is from RefSeq and is a predicted model, not a curated record. The transcript has a single exon.
AUGUCGCUCGUUGAUAAUGCUUCGUUAUAUGAUAACGUUCGUGAACCAAUUACUAGUGAUUCCCCAACCUCUGGAAACUCUGCAAUUGCUGUAGAUAAGAUCAGGCUUGAGGAAAUCAUGCCUUAUUUCGAGGAUGAGUACAUUGAAGACGAUCCAGUCAUUCAGCAAGCCAUCCUUAACAAUAGGAAGAGAACAUUCACGGUUCGUAUCAAUCAGUUAAACAAAAUCUUGUCUCAACUUGUCAAACUUUGGGAAGCUCCUUCGCCUCUUCAUUACUACAUAGCCUUCCUCAAGAAGGACAUGAACCCUGACGAAUUACUUCUUACAAUCGAAGAUGUUGACUUCCAAAAGGAAGUUAACAAAGAAGUCAAGUCUCGUACUUCAGCUGCGAGGCGUCCACGCACAAGAAGUGCUCGCAAGCAACUACAAAAGGAAAUAACUAAGAAGGCCCUUGAAGAAGCAAAAAAUACUAAGAAAGAUGAAGAUUCAGACGAUGAUGAAAGCUCUGAUGAUGGAGAUUACUACGGAACCUACGCAACAGGCGAAACAAGUAACCGUGGUUCCCGCGGAAACGUUAAGCGAGCUCGCAAACCUCAAAAGCUCAACAUUCCAUGUCCACCUGAGGUAAAAGAAGAGGAAUGGAACACAUGGAGUGAUGCCCACAAGCAAUCUUACAAGCAGAUGAAGUCCAAUCCUAACUCUUACCUCUACAGAAAUCUUCCACCAGGCGAGAAGCAAAAGAAUGGUCCAUGGAGUCCAGAGGAGCACCGCCUCUUUCUCAAGAGACUCCAUGAGAUCAGAGAGCAAGGAAUCAAUGAAGGCAAGUGGGGCAUUUUCUCUGAAGCAAUUCCAGGCCGUGUAGGAUAUCAAUGCGCGAACUACUACAGAAAGCUUGUUAAGUCAGGCGAAGUUCAUGAUGAAUACUACAGGCAGGAUGAGGACGGCAACCUUCAUUUCAAAGAUCGCCAGUCUUAUCACAAAGGAACAGGCAAUAAAGAAGAUUCAGAGGACAAUUCUGAUUCAGAAGAGGAAUCUGCUCCAGAAACAAAUGUCAUCGGUUUCUAUGAAAAAAUGGCCCAAAAGAAUCCAAUCAAGAAUAAGCAGGACUUCAUUACAGGCGAAACAAUCCAGGUACCUGCUAUUUCUCCUGAUGGAACUGUCCUUGAUUACAAUACAUGGUUACACCUCUUGACAACAACAAAACAAGAUCCAUUCACUCUCAGGAAGAUCAAUAAGAGAUUGAUCACGAUCAUUACAACAGAGAACUACAAUGAGUUCAAGAAUAAGAUCAAGCACAUCUAA